AAAGUGACCACAUGCUUUGCCUCCUGUCAGUGUGAGUGUGAGGUCAUAUCUGAAUCGAUCUCUGCCAUGAGGUCAUGACUCGACUUGCUCGCCCGAUCACACUGAAAGUGCCAAACUCAGAAUAAAGAUAAACGUCGGUGAUUUCAAAAGCACGCCGUGACUUGUAAUUCCAGUAUAUGGCUUAAAGGUUCGUGUUACCAUCUCACAUCAAAUCACUGAUUGACACGCAUGCUUUGUGUGAAUCAUACGCGCUCAUUCGUGGAGAGAGGGAGAGAUCAAUGUGUGGAGCCAGGAAGAAAGAGAGGGAGAAAGAGGGGAUGGACGUUUUUCCUCACAUAUGACAACGUGGAGGAGUCCCCUCCCUCCUUCUGUCAGUCAGUCAGUUUUUACAAGCUGUUGCAUGCAGCUUCCUCCACAACGCGUGGGUGAGAGCAGAAGGAAGAUGAGGGGAGAAGAGAGGUGGGAACUGCAGCUGCCUAACCGGGAAUGAAGGCGCAAGAAUGCCCUGUGAGACGAUCCGGAGGACAUUUACGCACACAAGAAGAAGCGAUUUAGAGUCGGAUCUUGGUCUUCACAGUCGUUGUCGUCUUGGCUGAGAAAGAGAAGUUUGCCGCAGAAACAGCCUUCAUUAACCAGCAGAGAUGAGACGGGACUCGACCGCUAGUUGGAUUGUCCGAGGCUGCAUAACAUGUGUCCUCGUCACCUUUUACGCACAGAAUGCAGUCUCCAAAUCGCUCCAGUGUGAUGAAACACAUUACUUAAGAAACUCUAGAUGCUGCAAGAAGUGUGAACCAGGCUUCCGUGUGUUUUCUGACUGCACUGAUUCGCACCAGACUAUAUGUGUCAAAUGUAAUCGUGGUGAAUACCAGCCAGGCUGGACUGAAGAGAUGCUCUGUCUCCAGCAGAAGAUCUGUGACCCGGUUAAGGGUUUCAUGGAGAGGCCUGAAAACCCUGUGGCAGAGGAGCCGUGUCGCUGCCUUCCCGGCCUCCAGUGCUAUCCAAUCAACUGUGAGUACUGCGAGAGGAUACCCACUUGCACUGCUGGAUAUGGACUGGAGGUGGACCCUGAGUCUACUAAUGGAAGGAAGAUCUGUGCUGCAUGUAAGAAAGGCUUCUUCUCCAUUGACAACGGUGCUGAACCAUGUAAACAAUGGACUAACUGUAAGGCCGAAGGCAGGACAGAACUGCAGCCAGGCAGCGCUCAGGCUGAUGCAGUGUGUGGACCACAUGUCUCUGGUGCAGCCCCCUCCUGGGUUAUUGUUUCGGUGCUGUCGGUCAUCACUGUUCUGUGUCUCCUCAUCCUGCUCCUCUUCUGCUACAAGGACAAACUGAAAUUACUCUCUGUAAAUCUGCGAUCCUGUGUCCAGAAUCUGAAGAGGACGAGGAUACAACAGGAGACCUUGGCCCCUCUGUACCACAGCGGAGCAGGAGGAGGAGUAGCAGGAGGCCCUAAAUUGACACCAUGUGAAACCACAAAACUCAUCUGCCAAGCACCCCGCAGCCCUGCAGAUGAGACCUUUGCCACCCCUGCUCCUGAUGUCAAGGUCUCGCUGCCCCUCACAGUGGAAAUGAAAGAGGAAGAAGGGACCAUGGAGAAAACUGCGAUGGAGGAUCAGAGUGAAGGGUCUGGAGAACCUGAGGAGGUGUCAGAAGAAGAGGUUGUGAGUGUGUCUCCUCUUUUGACAGGUUCUUGUGUGUGUGUCAUGCCCAUCCGUGAGCCACUGGAGGUAGGGGAGAAUGAGGACUGUAGCCAGGCUGUCAGCCCCGGGACUCCAGGAACCUGCUCAUGUAGAGGGCUUGAUGGAGAUGAAAGUGGGAAAGAGGAGAAAAGCGAGGGUGUAAAGGCAGACAAAGGUGGAGAAAAAGGUGACAGAAAUCAAGACAGGAUGGUUUUGUGCAAGAGUGAGACAGGUGUUGAAUCUCUGGUCACUCUUUCUCCCCCACUCCUCCACACCUCCUCUGUAAUCCCUCCAUCCACUCCUGAACUCUGCCUGCCAUUGUCUCAGGCUCAGGUGAGACCGGAGUUCAAACCUCAGCUGCCUGACAGGUCACUGGAAAAACAGGAGGAAGUAUACAGACUGGCGAGCGGAGACUCUGUCUCUACAGAAAAUAGUACAGCCUUUGCGAUGACCUCGGUCAGCCCAUUGAUGACGUCCUCAUCUGUUGGAGAUCUCUACCUGGACCGGCCCCCUGAGGCCUCAAGCCCAGAGCAAGGCCAGGGACUUUCCUGGGGAGACAGCAGGGGAAACAAGCUCUUUUGUGUGGAGUCAGAGCUGGAGUGCACACCUGAGAGCCUCCAUAGUCAGCUGGCUGAACCAACUCUUACCUCAGGUCAGGUGUCCGGGAACCACAACACCACCUUCAUCUCCAGUGGUCAGGUGAUGAACUUCAGCGGAGAUGUCAUCGUUGUCUACGUCAGCCAGACGUCUCUGGGCAGUGACGGGGCGGGGCAGGACGAUGCCUUCGGGAGCCCUGUCCAGGAAGAGGCCAACGAGAUGGCCCCAUUAUUCCAGAGCUGCCUGAGGUCACAAGGGGACUCCAUUUCCCACAGCACCUUGCAAGACGAGACGCUGCCAGUCCAGGAAAUGAUGGAGGAGUCGCCACAGCAAAAGUGAAAAGUGAUCAAUGACAGCUUGUCAUUUAAAUGUUGCAAACGUGGCCUCUGACAAUUCUUUAGUCCCCAAUUAAAUUACAAAUGAUGGGGAAAAAAACAUGAUUUGUCUGUCAUAGCUACUUUCUGUACAAGAAGGGAAGACAUUUAAUUAAAAUGAUGGAAUGUAAUCUUUUCCAUUUGACACAUAGUCACUGAAUCUCAUCUCAAGCAUCUCUAAGUGCCUUUACUCAUUUUCCAGUGGAAAGCUGCAGGCCUUUGCAAAUGGAAACUCCCUCCAUUCCAGACAGUGAUGGGGAAUUUUGUUGAGAAAUGGAUGUGGAGCUAAAGUUCAGGCUGGAAGAACAUCACAUUUUUGUUGUUAUAUGGAAAUUGCACCUGGGAUGCAAAAGAGUUACUACACUUUUGUUUCCCAUCUUCCAUUGAUGAAUAGUCCAGGUUAAAAUCUGCGCAGCCCUUGUUUUUAACUGUUCUAAAUUUGACAUUUGGAUCAUUUCAAGAGUUUCCUUAAAUAAUAAGAGUGUCCACCAUGUGGAACUAAUUGUGUUUUCUCUGACAAAAUCAUGCCGUGAAAGUAAAUGUUUUUAUGCUAGAAAAUUCAGUCGAUUUGCUACAUUAAAAUCUGGCAGGGUGGGAUCAAAGUUGUAAAAUAAAUAAAUUAUUUUUUUAAAAUGUAAUUUUCCUUUCCAUUUCACUUUGUUUUGAUGCUUGUUUAUCCUGUAUGUGGACUGUUUUUAUUCUCAUCUUAUUGCACUGCAAGUGCAGUUUGUGUCUUAAGAAAAAAUGCUGUGCAUUUGAUAAGCUAUUUUAUUACUGGUUUGUUUUGUUAUGUUUUAAUGUUCAAGCCUUAAUGAAGAAAAGUAAAAUGUCAGCCUGUUUAUAUUUUGUUUUAAUGAUUUUUACAAAGCGGAUUGUUUAUGUAUUACAUCAGAAGAUGCAUAUCUGAUCAAUGUUUGUAUAUAUUACAGGAGCCUGGUGUAUUUGUGACAACAAGAAUGAAUAUUAUCUUUUGCUUCCUCUCCUUGAAUUGAGGUUUGGUUGUGUUAAAUGGAGCCAUUAAUGGCAGGCAAAGCACACACUAUAGGCAGGGGUGUGUCCAGACUUGACUGAGGGUGCCUCCAUUUGCGCCCUGAUUCAUGCAGGAGUGGCUUGAAAUAUGAGCACACACACAAACACACAUCAGAAUAGCAUCCAUUUAUCUUUUCUCAUAUCUACUUUAAUUACCAACAUUACUGUGCCUUACAGGUUUCUUCCAUAAAUUAUCCUAAAUUUAUUUUCUUAAAUCUAAAAUGACUUUAAAAGUUAAUUUGAAAGAUUUAACAGCUAAAUAUUCCUACCAGUCACAACACAAUAGUGGGACCAAACAAAUACAACGUAAAAGUUACACUUCAAGUGCUCCAAAAAGAAACUGUGUCUUCAAAAAGUAGGCAACAACCAAAGCAAAACAAGUCAAAAACACUUGACAGUUGCUUUGACACGAGGCCCGCCUCUCACUGGGGACAUAGCCAAUCAUAGUUAAAAAUAAUGGGGUGGCAAAUCAGAUUCAAGGAUUGGCCACCCCCGGCCCUCUUCUGGACAUGGCCCUGGCUACAGGCAUUCAAGGGGACUGUUCAACCACAACCUCAACAUAUGUAUGCAGCCUUUCAAUAAUUAUGUACAUAUCAAUCAAUCAAUUGCAAUGAAUGACUGAAAGAAUAUUUUGAUUGAAAUUAAAUAUGUUUUGCAUCCA
Molecule: messenger RNA, 4340 nt
Organism: Scatophagus argus
Lineage: Eukaryota; Metazoa; Chordata; Actinopteri; Scatophagidae
Gene: tnfrsf11a
Product: tumor necrosis factor receptor superfamily, member 11a, NFKB activator
Exons: 10
Coding region: 642-2615 (657 amino acids)
Biological process (GO): lymph node development; positive regulation of bone resorption; multinuclear osteoclast differentiation
Cellular component (GO): external side of plasma membrane
Molecular function (GO): cytokine binding; tumor necrosis factor receptor activity
Source: RefSeq, a predicted model, not a curated record